Molecule: messenger RNA, 8313 nt
Organism: Auanema sp. JU1783
Lineage: Eukaryota; Metazoa; Nematoda; Chromadorea; Rhabditida; Rhabditidae
Source: the annotation of a GenBank genome assembly
AUGAAAAAAGAUUUGGAUGGUUUCCGGGAGAAGGUUUUCAAACAGCAUUUGAAUUUCGACCUCGGUAAGGAGUCAGCUGCUAGUGCUUCACAAAAUGUUCAGAAUAUCAAAGAUUCUCUCGAUGUUUGGAGAGAUGAGGUUAAAAGUAAAUUAGAUGCCGCUGAUCAGCUGUGUAGGGAAAAUGUUGAUAACAUGACUCCUGAGCAGUACGCUCAAUUAAAAGAAGCACGAAACCAACUGGCUUUGGAAUACGAAAACGUAGUACGCACUGUCGAAGGUGUUUAUGGCCGGCUGAAUGAAAUCACUCUUUUAUUAGUUUCAUUCUCAACAAUGGCUAGUGAAAUACAAUCCUGGAUGACAGACCGUACAAGGCUAGCUGGUGAAAUCAAAGUUAAUAGUGCCGAUCCUAAAUUUAUGGACCAGUCGAAGCAAGAGGCAAAGAAUCUCUUGAACGAAGUAGAAAAUCGCGAGGAAAAGUUGCAGUCUAUUGCCUCUGUUUUGAACAAAUUAGAGACAGAAAUUGAACUGAUGUAUCAAUCUUCAUCUGAUGCGGGCGAGAGGAGUAUUCAUGCUGGGGACGUUAGGCAAAACUUAUAUAGAGUACAGGACGACUACUCUCAGCUAGUAAAGCAAUGUCAAGAUUUGAUACAGUUCCAAAAUCGUCUAAUUUCUCUAGAUGAUGAACUGCAUGAAUCUAACAGAAAACUGGAUGAUCGCAUCUACCAAAUUGAAAAGAAAUUGAUAAAUGUUGAUAAUGUUCAACAUACUCCAGAAGAGAAACUGCAGCUCCUCGAUGUUGUCGGGGGCGCGAGUGAAGAGUUGGAGGAUCUCAUGAGAGAAGCAGAUCAAUCAGUUCUCAGAUUCUUGUUAGCAUUAGAAGGAUCGGGAGUUAGUCAGGAUGUCAAAGAUCAACGAACCUUGGAAUUAGAUGGCAGAAAGAGAAAGCUCAAUCAAUUAUUAGAGAACAUCCAACAAAGCAAAAACAAUGCUGCAGUUCAGCUCAGCGCAAAUGAAGAAAUUAAAGAUGCUGUUAAUAACUUGGCGAAAUGGGUGGAUGACUUUGAGAAGACGGUGUCGCAACCUUUCAGUUUACCGAUGAAGCAAGAGUCUCUCAAUAUUUUAAGCCAUGAAGAGCAGAAGUUACGUUCUGAUAUGGAAAGUAAAAAGGCCACAUUGAACGGAUUGGAAAAUGAGAUAAAAAAAUCAGAAAAUGUUAUUGGAACUGAAGUCGCUUCCAGUUUAAUGGAACUGUUAGAAGAUUCGAAAAGACGUUUGAAGAGAUCAUCCUCUAACUUACAGGGUUUGAGGGAUAAUAUCAACGAUGCUCAUGAAGGAGUUCAAUCCCUUCAGAUAGCCAAUGAGGCCCUCAAUGAAAACUGUCAUAAUGCAUUCUCGGCCAUCAAGAACACGAAUCCAAAUGACCGUGUUCGUCUUAACUCAUGCAAUGAUGAUGUGGAGGCUCUCAGCAAGCAACUCAGCGGAAUAAACAACACGGUCAAACAACUGUUGAAUCUACCACACGCGACAGAAACUGACGAUAUCGAAGAAAUUGCUAAGAAAGCUAAUGAUAACGUGGAGCAAGUUAGAAAUGAGCUUGAACUAAGGGAAGCCAAGCAUGUUGAGAAUGCCAAGUUGGAAGAUAAGCUGCUCGAAACUAAGGAGAAAACUGCUGAUUGGAUUGGAUCCAUUGAUGCGAAGUUGAUGGAACUGAAACCUGUGUCGAUUCUUUCAGACAAAUUGCUAACCCAAAAGGAUGAAUGUGCUUCUUUAGCAGACGAACAUAAUGAAGGUUUAUCUUUGCUCCAAGAGCUAGAAAAUAUUGUUCUGACUCUAUCCGAAUCAGAAGCCGGUGGGCGGAACUCAAUUUAUCCUCGCCAUGUUUUCGAUUUGGUCACUCGUUACAAUGCUCAGAAAGAAGCUCUUCGCAACAGGAUGAACAAAAUCAAAGGAAAUGAGAAGAAAGUUCAUGAGUUAGCCGAAAAACAAGAAGAAUUGCACAGUUUCAUUGAGUUGCAAGACAGCCACAUGAAAAAAUAUCCACUGCCAAAUGAUAAGAUUGAACUGAAGGAUGCUAUUGAGCUUUUGAAUGAAGUGGAGAAUACAACGCGCAAAGAGCAAAAAAAUUUAGAAGAAGCUCGGUUGAACGCGAGAGAACUGACUCGAUCAUCUAGUAUGGACGAAGAAUGUGAAUUAGUGAAUAAAACCGAUGAGAAAUUGUCUGAAGCUUGGAAUAAUUUGACUGAUAAUAUUCAUGGUUUCCGACAACGAACAGCUCAAGCAGAACAGCUAUUGGACGGCGGACUAGAUGAGUCUUAUAAAGCACUCUUGGGGUGGCUCGAUGAGACAGAAGAGAUUCUGAAAAAUCAGAAAAAGCCAUCGCCUGAUGAAAAAGUUGCCAAAGCGCAACUUCAAGCUUAUGAUGUUUUGUUGAAAUUCAUUGAAGAAAAAGAAGCUAACGUCAACGGGUUCUCUACAUUAGCUGGGAAAUUCAUAGAAUUUACUCCUUCUCCUGUCGAAAAAACUAAUUUAAAACAGAGGGAGGAAUCGAUUCGUAAAAGAUAUCAUGAUCUUCUACAAGGAGCGCAGGAAAAGCAAGCAGCACUUAUGGAAGCUGUCGACUUAGCGGAAAGAUUAACUGAAUGUGUAAUUCCAUUAGAUAACUGGUUGUCUAAGACGGAGAAAGCUGUACAAUCUUUGGCUGUGUUUCCUACAGACCCAGAAAAAGCUUCCCAAAAACUAGAGAGCCACCAACAAAUAGCGGAAGAAGUUAAAUCAAAAUCAGCGGACGUCAACACUGCGCUAUCGAUACUGCCUGUUCUAAAAUCAUUGGUCAAUACUGAAGAUGCUGCUCAACUAGAAAAAGAUUCGGCUAUACUCAAAACCCGCUUCGAUUCAUUAAACACUCGCGUUGAAUCCAUGAGAGACAUGAUGCAUGAUUUGGCUACUCAAGUGGGCGAUUUUGAUCAUGAUGCGAACGAAUUACUGAAAUGGCUAUCAGAAACCGAAAAUAAACUUUCAGAGAUGGAUGAGUUAGCUAUAGAACCAGACGAUCUGAUGGAACAAUGCAAUCUACUCUCGGAUCUGGCGGAGAGUAUCACUGACCAUGAUGAAAUGGUUAUGGCCGUGAUACAAGUCGGACAAGUUUUAUGUAAACAAGCAAGUCCUGAAGAUACCGUGAAUGUACAGAACAGGCUGAGUAACUUGAAGAUAAGGUAUCAGGGUUUGAUGUCUUUAGCGGAUGAUAAACUAGCAGCAAUAUCCAAAGCCGUUCCUCUUUCUCAAAGAUUCCACGAAGGUUUCGAUGCUGUGAUGCAAUGGGUUGAAGCAGUCGAAGAAGAUUUACAAAACGUGGAUGAUGCUGAUGUUGAAACUCAAGCUCAUCUUAUUUUCACCAUCGAAGAAGACGUAACACGUUGGAGGCCAGAAGUAGACGAUCUCGUUGCAUAUUCCAGACAGCUUCAGUCAUUAUGCAGUCCUGAAAGGGCUGAAGAGCUCUAUCAAAACACCGGUGAAAUGAACAAAAGAGUUCAUGAAAUUUCUAAUAAGGUUGCAAGACGUGCAGAACGGUUGGAUAUAACAGAAAGGCAAUCUAGAGAGGUGUUAGAUGAACUGGAGUUUCUCAUUGAAUGGCUACAAGACGCUCGUGAGAGAGUAGUUACUGCGCAACGCCCAUCUAUCGACCCCGAGUUCGUGAAAAUUCAGUUGAGAAAUCAGAAAAUUAUGAAUGAAGAUGUAACAGCCAAUAAGGCUAAACUCCGUGAGUUAGUCUCUGAGGCCAAGAAAGUUAUCCGCCAGCUCGGGCCAGGUGGAGUAGAAAAUCCGAGUUUUUCUGCUUUGAACGACAAAUGUGAAACUGGAAAACAUCUAGUCGACGAUGUUGCCUCCUUCUGCAUGGACCGAACUGAUUGUUUAGAACAGGCAGUAGCUCUCCUCGCUCAACUCACAUCUGAAUUCGAUGAGCUAUCAAAUGCUGUUGAUCAGAUUGAUGAUGAGUUGAGAGCAGCCCCGGAAAUUAUGACCACAACCCCAUCAGUGGAGCUGAGAAGAAUGCAUAAUCACAACUCUGAGCUUAUAGGAGCUCUGACUGCCUACAAACCUUUAGUGGACCGGUUUUCAUUGGACGUGGUAUCUAUGCAAGAGCUUUGCUCUGAGCAUGAAGCAAUGAAAUUAGGAGAACUAGCUGAUGAAUUCAAUUUAAAGUAUCAUGAAGUUUUCGAUGCCGCCAAAAAGCGAGGGGAAGUUCUCGACAGUAUAUUCGAGGCGACCAGUGGUUUCGGGGAAAGACUAGAAAAAUUCGUAGAGAAUCUUCAAGGAGCUGCAGAUAAGCUUAAGGAAAACAGCUAUGUAUCAGCUGACCCAACUGUGCUCGAAGCAAAACUGUCUGAAAACAUGGCAGUUCUAGAAAGCUUGAGAGAUAAGGAAGGGACAUAUUCAGCUCUUAAAGAGAGUGCUGCCGAACUUUUAUCCAGUGCUCCUCAAGGAGAUAUGGCUGCACAGGACGUUGUUGACAAACUUGGCCGACUCGAAAAGCUAUGGAGAGAUAUAGAAGAAGAAGCUGUUUCUAGAGGAAGCUUUUUGAACGACGUUCUUAGCAAAGCAAAAACGUUCUGGAGCGAAUUAGACCAAUGUCAAAAAGCAGUUGAUGAUUUGCGUGUUCGUUUGGAAGCUGUGGAACCUGCCAUUGGUCAACCGGACCAAAUCCAACAACAACAAGCAGUUAUGAAUGAAGUCGCUGGUGUUAUGUCUACAACUGGCCCUAGAAUAUUAUCAUUGUGUGGGGCAGGAUCAGCUCUAUCAGAUGUCAUCGCGCCCGAGGAACAAGUAAUUAUUAGAACUCAGGUUGAUGCUGUUCAAGAUAAUUGGGGGACUAUCACAAAAUUGUUUGCUGAAAAGAAUCGAGAUUUGAUAGUCGCUAUGGAGGAAGCGAUGACUUUCCAUGAUGAUCUAGCAGGUCUUUUGGAAUGGUUGAGCAAAGCUGAGGCUUAUGUACAUACUCUCAAACCUGCCGAUAACCUACGAGUUGAUGAAAUUCCUGCUGAAUUAGAAGCUUUACAUCGUUUCAAAGAUAAUGUUGAUGAACAAGCUCUAGUUAAAGAGCAACUCGCUCAUACAGCUACUCAAUUAGCUAGUGGCGCACCCCCACUCCAUGCAGCUGCCGUGCGUCAACCCAUUAGCGAUUUGAAUGCUAGGUGGGCCAAGUUGUAUGGUGCUCUGGCUGAUCGUGAGCAUAAGAUUGAAAAAGCAUUGCUUCAAAUGGGUCGAUUGUCUGAAGCUGCAAAUCAGUUGAUUGCUUGGAUUGAUCAUACUCGUGUUUCCUUGGGCGAAUUGAAAGAAGGCGAAGCAACAAACUUGAGACAAGUGGAAAUAAAGCUUUGUAAGCUUGCUGUCAUAAAAAAUGACGUCCACUCGCAUGAACAAAGUGUAAAUACAUUGAACUCUGCUGCGCAACAUCUUAUCAAAGAGGAAUCUAAUUCAGAAAUCGCCAGUAAAAUGGAUUCAUUGAAUCAGAAAUGGAGAGAUUUACAUAGUGACCUACAAUCCUUAGCGGAUCAAAUUGAAAAAGCCAGAGGUGAAGCUGAAAAUGUAGGCGGAGAGUUGGAAAGAUGGUUAAGUUGGCUAGAAGAUGUUGAACAUCAACUAUCCACUACGAAACCGACGGGAGGCUUACCCGAAACUGCUGAAGCUCAACUGGAUGAUUUCCGAGUACUCCGUGCUGAAGUUGAACAAAACUGUUCCGCACUGGAUGAAUAUUUGCGAGAAACGGAGAAAUAUUUAUCCGAUCACGGAAACGAUCGCGAAUCUUGGAUCGGAAAGAGUUAUGGUCAAAUGAAAGUGAAGUGGAACCGAGUGAAGGAGUUAUGUGUUGAUCGGGAGAAAAAGCUUCAAGUCGCUUUGAAUGAAGCAAUUGCCUUACAUGAAGCUAUGUUAGAAUGCGAUCAAUGGUUGAACGAAGCUGAGAAAAAACUUACUUCACUUCUACCUGUAAGUCGUAUUCUCGACGUUGUUGAAGCACAAUUGGAAGAGCACGAACUAUUCUCAGAAGAAGUGAAUGAAAGAAAACAAAUCCUUGCUGAUCUACGGGCAACUGGAACUCGUCUACAGUAUUAUUGUGAGACAAAAGAUGCAAUUCCUAUAAAAAAUGGACUUGUUACAAGAAAGCAUCGUUUUGAAAAAGUUUUAAACCGUUCAACGGAGAGAGGAAAGCAACUAACCAUAGCAGCGGAAGAGGUCAGAACAUGGAUUUCUGGAAUAGAAAGUUUAGAAAAUUGGAUGGAUGACGUGGAAGAAAGAUUAGCGGAAGAGUCUCCUUCCACCAGCAGUGUGGAUCGUCUGAAGCUCCAAUUGGACAACAUCGUUGAAAUUCAAGAAGAAUUGGCUGACAGACAACCACAGUAUGAAAUUUCCAAAAAGAGAGGAUCCAACCUGGCUGACCAUGCUCCAAAGGCUGAUGCUAAGCUGAUAAACUCAAGGAAUAAUGCGUUAACAAAACGUUGGAAAGCGUUGACUGCUCUCUGCCUGGAAAAACAACGCGAAGCCGAGCAAGCCGUUAUUGAAGGUGGUGCUUUCGAUGAGGCCAUGGUGAAAUUAGAGCAAUGGAUCGACGACGAAAUGCAACGUCUCAAGGCUGAAGACAGUGAUAAGGUGUAUGGAGAUUUGCCAACAGUUCGUUCUUUACUAGAAGCAGAAGCUAAUAAAGCAGCUGAAAGACAAUCAAAACAUCAAGGUGUGGAAAGUGUUUUGAAGAAAACAAAAGACUUAUUAGCCAAAGGUGUUGAUGAGGCUCCAGCUGUACAAGAGUCUGCACAAAGGCUCCAUGAAAAAUGGCUAGAAUUGGAUGAAGCUGCAAAGAAAAGAUCGGACUCAUUGAAGAAUGCCGAAGAAUUAGCAUCGGAGUUUGAUCAUAAAGCACAUUCUCUUCUGGAUUGGCUUGCACAUAUGGAAACAAAGCUUAAGAAACCUAUUGAUGAUGUUCAAUCAUCAUUGGCUGAAGUGAACGAAAUCAAGAAAGAUAUGGAUAAAGAGCAUCCUAAUAAGGAUAGUAUCUUAGCUCAGGGUAACACCAUUCGAGAAAAAUGCCAUCCAAAGGCAGAACAAAAUGUAAAACAUUGGAUUCGCGUUCUUGAUGGGCGAUGGAAGGAAGUUGAGGAGAAAUUGAGCGAUCGCGAGUUCAAUUUACUCGAGGAAGAGCAGAACGAGAAAGAUUUGGAAGAAAAACUGAAAGAGCUGCGUGGUUUCGUUACCACUAAACGGAAUGAUUUGAACGAAAUGACUUCCCAUCCUUUGCCAAAUGAUUUAGAAACUUUGGACGCUAUGCAGAAGAAUCACGAGCAUCUUGAUUUUGAUCUAAGAGAGCGACAGCCAGAUAUUGAGAACGCCACGAAGUCUGUGAGGAAAAAUAUGAGAAAUCCAGUCGUUGAUCAGUUAUCUUCCGAUUGGAAACAGUUAUGGAUUGAAUCGAUGGGACAUCAGGCUGCUUUAGAUAAACAGAGAGAUCUUUUGAAUGAACUUAAACGAUUAGAAGGAUGGAAAUGGGAAGACUGGAAAGAACGUUAUGUGGACUUUAAUGACCAUGGAAAGGCUCGGGUCACUGAUCUUUUCCGCAGAAUCGAUAGAUCGCACACAGGCAAAGUUCCGAGAACUGUUUUUAUCGAUGGCAUAAUUGCAAGCAGAUUUCCAACUUCAAGACUAGAAAUGGAGAAGGUGGCUGAUUUGUUUGACAAAGAUGGCCUUAUCGAUUCGAAACAGUUCAUAAAUGCUCUAAGGUUCGAUCUAGCAAAUCGCGUUCGAGAGCCUGUGACAGAUAACGAGAAGAUCAACGAAGAAAUUUCUCGACAGUGCAAAGUUUGCAGUUGUUGUAAGCCUUAUGUGAUUGAGAAAAUCACAGAUGGACAUUACAGAUUCGGUGAUACCCAAAUCAAACGAAUGGUGCGAAUUCUCCGUUCCACAGUCAUGGUACGCGUUGGAGGAGGAUGGGAAUCCUUAGAAGAGUUUUUAGGCAAACAUGAUCCUUGUCGCGCGAAAGGUCGUUUGAAUAUAAACCUUCUGUAUAAGGAUGUGGCUCCAUCGCACGCUAUUGAUACUAUGCGAGCCUUCACGAAAAACCGUCAUCAACGUGGAAGCACCGAUAUGACGAAUAUUCCUGGUCCAAUCAUGAAAGUUCGAGAGAAAACGGAACGAAGUCUACCGAUGUUCCCUCACAGGCAUGAAAGAACUCCGAGUGAUCUGAGCAUAGGUGGAGAAUCGAUUACUGGAAGAGAGUCGAGAAUUGCUCGACCUUCAUCAAGAAACAGUUUGAGUAGAAACAAAAUUUGA